AUGGAUGCCUUCUCCGGGUACACUCAGAUCAUGAUGAAUCCCGACGAUCGUGAGAAAACUGUGUUCAUCACCGAUCGGGGAACAUAUUGCUACAAAGUAAUGCCUUUCAGUCUCAAGAAUGCAUGCGCCACUUACCAGCAACUUGUCAAUCGAAUUUUCUCCGAACAGCUCGGCAAGACUAUGGAGGUAUACAUCGAUGACAUGCUCGUAAAGUCUCUUGACGAGCACGACCACGUCUCCCAUUUGGAGGAGUGCUUUGCAAAACUUAACGCCCACAACAUGAAACUGAACCCUGCAAAGUGUAGAUUCGCGGUGGCAUCAGGAGAAUUUCUCGGGUACCUAGUCACGUGUCGUGGGAUCGAAGCCAAUCCUAAGCAGAUAAACGCGUUAAUAGAGAUGGUCUCGCCAAAGAAGAAACGGGAAGUCCAAAGGCUAACCGGAAGAGUCGCGGCCUUGAACCGUUUCAUCUCGCGCUCGACGGAUAAGUGUCUUCCUUUCUACGACACGCUAAAAGGGAAUAAGAAGUUCGAAUGGUCGAAGGAAUGUGAGAAAGCUUUCCAACAGCUAAAACGUUACCUGGCCACUCCUCCCGUCCUCGCAAAUCCAGUGGAGGGAGAACCCUUGUUCCUGUACAUCGCAGUCUCCACAACAGCGGUAAGCGGCGUUUUGAUUAGAGAGGAAUGCGGUGGGCAAAACUCAAUCUUCUACAUAAGCAAAACGUUACUGGACGCUGAGACCCGGUAUCCCCUGAUGGAGAAACUAGCAUUCGCAGUUGUGACAUCGGCAAGGAAACUCCGGCCGUACUUUCAGUCGCAUACCAUAAUAAUCCUCACCACCUUCCCCUUGCGAACGGUCUUGCACAGUCCGAGUCAGUCAGGACGACUCGCAAAAUGGGAAAUCGAACUCAGCGAGUACGACGUGGAGUACCGCCCAAGAAUCUGCGCAAAAUCUCAAGUACUAGCGGACUUCUUGGUAGAAUUGCCCACGGGGGAUAUGACAAACACGGAACCAGACUCAACCUGGAUCCUUCACGUCGACGGAUCAUCGUCCAAACAAGGAUUCAGGUUUGGAAUCUGGCUCACGUCUCCGACCGGCAAAGUCUUGGAACAGUCGUUCCGAUUGGAAUUCCAUGCGUCGAACAACGAGGCCGAAUAUGAAGCACUCAUCGCAGGAUUACGAUUAGCCCAUGGGCUUAAGAUCCGCAACAUUCACGCUUACUGUGACUCUCAGUUAGUCGCAAAUCAGUACAGCGGAGAAUACGAAGCGAGGGACGAAAGAAUGGAUGCAUAUCUAAAACUCGUCCAAGACCUCUCCCGAGACUUCAACCACUUCGCCCUCACUAGGAUUCCUCGCUCGGAAAACACUCAGGCGGAUGCCUUGGCCGCACUCGCAUCAAGUUUGGAUUCUGGACUAAGACGAGUAAUCCCCGUCGAGUUCAUCGAACACCCAAGCAUCGGACCACCAGUGGUCGCCAAUCUGAUUCGAGCACAAAUCAAAAAUGCUGAGGAAGUCGAAGACCCACCAGAAGAAAACAUGGAUCAGUCGGAAUACAGCUGCGACAGCCCAUGGCUAGAGCCAAUCCGAGCAUACAUAAUCAACGGAAUGCUUCCCACUGAGAAAUGGGCGGCCCGAAAAAUCAAGACCCAGGCCGCGCGAUAUGUGACGGUAGAAGGAGAAAUCUACAAAUGGAGAUUCUCCGGCCCACUCAUGGCCUGCGCCGAAGGCGAAAAACCAAGAAGAGUAAUGGAGGAGGUUCAUUCCGGAUCAUGUGGGAACCACUCCGGCAGAAGAUCUUUCGCCGUAAAAAUAAAACGCCAUGGUUAUUACUGGCCAACUAUGAUCAAAGACUAUGAGAAGUUCGCACGGAAGUGUGUAAAAUGCCAAAGGCACGCGCCGACAAUCAAUCAACCCGCAGAAGUCCUCUCGUCCAUCUCGUCUCCGUAUCCCUUCAUGCGAUGGUCCAAGGAUAUCGUCGGGCCAUUACAUGACUCGAAGCAGAGACGCUUCCUCCUGGUCCUCACGGAUUUCUUCUCAAAGUGGGUAGAGGCAGAUGCCUACGCAAGUAUCAAAGACGUACAAGUCGAGAACUUCAUAUGGAAGAACAUCAUCACCAGACACAGGGUCCCUUACGAAAUCGUGACAGACAACGGAUCUCAGUUCAUCUCAACCCGAUUCGAAGCAUUCUGCGAGAAGUGGAAGAUACGACUGACCAAGUUGACUCCCAGAUAUCCGCAGUGCAAUGGCCAGGCAAAGACCACCAACAAACCGUCCUCGACGGGUUAA
Brassica napus (rape) is the source of this 2283-nucleotide messenger RNA. RefSeq lists its product as uncharacterized. The transcript has a single exon. Gene Ontology annotation, biological process: DNA integration. The record is from RefSeq and is a predicted model, not a curated record. Gene Ontology annotation, molecular function: nucleic acid binding; RNA-DNA hybrid ribonuclease activity. NCBI's taxonomy places the organism in Eukaryota, Viridiplantae, Streptophyta, Magnoliopsida, Brassicales, Brassicaceae. Bases 1 to 2283 code for a protein of 760 amino acids.